Molecule: messenger RNA, 549 nt
Organism: Trichophyton verrucosum HKI 0517
Lineage: Eukaryota; Fungi; Ascomycota; Eurotiomycetes; Onygenales; Arthrodermataceae
Exons: 2
Coding region: 1-549 (182 amino acids)
Biological process (GO): endoplasmic reticulum unfolded protein response
Cellular component (GO): endoplasmic reticulum membrane; Hrd1p ubiquitin ligase ERAD-L complex
Molecular function (GO): misfolded protein binding; ubiquitin-specific protease binding
Source: RefSeq, a predicted model, not a curated record
AUGCAGCCCGCUUGGCUAUCGGAUAUAAAUACUGACUCUGACCUGUUGUUCCACGUCUUCUUCCUCCAGCGGUAUUCGCGACUACUGGAAGAAUCUGCCGGCCGUUCUCCCGCCUUUUUCUCCUGGUUGCUGCUUUACGCAACGUCCAUACUCCUCCUUGCCUCGCCAUUUCUAUCUCUACCAUUUCUAGGCUCUUCCCUCUCUGCUAGCCUGGUGUACAUCUGGGGCCGGAAGAACCCAGAUACAAGGCUAAGCUUCCUCGGACUACUCGUAUUCACGGCACCAUACCUACCCUUUGUACUCAUGGCAUUCAGCCUGAUUGUACAUGGAACAAUUCCUAAGGACGAAAUAUGUGGUGCUGUGGUGGGACAUAUCUGGUAUUAUUUCACGGAUGUGUACCCUCAAAUGUAUGGAGGGGUGCGGCCGCUGGAUCCUCCUGCCUGGUGGAGAAGAUUAUUCGAGUCAACCAAUACUCAGGAUCAACGAGCCACGAACGCAGCCCACAUAAAUAAUGACAUGGCUGCCAUUGCCGCUCGGGACGUGAGAUAA